Dromaius novaehollandiae (emu) is the source of this 3097-nucleotide messenger RNA. It is a transcript of the gene GLOD5, whose product is annotated as glyoxalase domain containing 5. The record is from RefSeq and is a predicted model, not a curated record. NCBI's taxonomy places the organism in Eukaryota, Metazoa, Chordata, Aves, Casuariiformes, Dromaiidae. The transcript has 5 exons. Bases 977 to 1435 code for a protein of 152 amino acids.
CUGGCACGCUCUUCCGACAGCAGGUUUCCCAGCUGCUCUGCCUCUCCUGCUUGCAGAUGAGACAAACCCCUAUGGAAGAGCAGUAGGGUUUUGCAGAGGGACGGAGGCCCGGGCUGCGCGAAGGUGAAGUUGUUAAACACCAAACACCAUCUGCAACAAGGAGGAGGGGCGCUUGCAUUGGGUUCUUGCUGCCUUUUCUUUGCCUCUAUUAACAGAUUCUCUCCCUAUCUAGUGCAAACAAUAACAGGGGAUAUUUGGGGGCAUGCUGUACAUCAGCUCUGGCUUGGUGACAGCAGGGUCCUGCUCCAAGCAAGUGCCUCUGACUUCAGGGAAGAGGUGAAUGUUUUGCCCUGGCGAAACUGUGCCUGCUUUUACACUGACCUCGCUCUUGGGUCAGCAGAGCUUUGAAAUCUCUCCUUGGCAGCCGUUUCCCAUGCACCCUGUUGCAGCAGGGCAAUGCCAGAGGAUAAGAACCCAAAUGUGAGAAAACACCAGGAGACACACUGUAAACCAAGGCUAGUGAGUCCUACACACCGUGGUGCUGGAUACAAGCGCCAAGAAUCUCUGGCAUCAGCCUCACCCUCUGCUUGCUAUUGAGUCAGGAGUAUGAAGGCGAAUGGCAAGGGCAAAAAGGGGUUGGUUUUGUGGGCUGUGUUUUCUGAUUGGUGUCACUUAAUGCUGGGUUAAAAGGUUUGCUUUCCAUCUGCUUGUUUUCCCUGAGAGCCAGCAGGAGUGUUGUGUGUCUUUUAUACGGGGGGUCAUUGGAGAACUUGUUGAAGAUCUCAGAAUAGUGAUACAUCAUUUACCCCAGAAUUUGGGGCUUUUUAACAGAGAAGUAAAUAUAUGGCAGAAGAAAACCGGUUUGAUCUCCAUUCACAGUUCAGUUCACAGCUGCCUGGACUGGCUCCGUGAGGGUUUGGUUGCUCUUAAACUUCAUCUUCUGUAGUUUCAUGGUCUUGUUCCUGUCCCUGAGAUAAUGUCCUGGAAGGAGGAGCACAUGAGUCCACCCCCUUGUUUCAUCCAGCGACUGGACCACCUUGUGUUGACUGUGAAGAGCAUUGAGGACACUGUGGCCUUUUAUUCCAAAGUCCUUGGCAUGGAGGUGGUCACUUUCAAGGAAAACCGCAAAGCUUUAUGUUUUGGCUGCCAGAAGUUUAACCUUCAUGAGGCUGGGAAGGAAUUUGAACCCAAGGCUCUAUGUCCGGUCCCCGGUUCUGCAGAUUUUUGCCUUAUCACGCAGACCCCCCUGGACCAGCUGCUUGAACACCUGAAGGCCUGCGGGGUGAAGGUUGAAGAAGGUCCUGUGGCCAGAACUGGUGCUAUGGGUCCAAUAACAUCCAUCUAUUUCCGAGACCCUGAUGAGAACCUGAUCGAGGUUUCUAGGUACAGCACAGACAUGACAGAUGUGACUGCAGUUAGUGGAGGGGAACACUAACCAUAACCUAUACUCUGCCUGAGUCACAGAAAACAGAGGCCAGGAUUUUAAUGGCCAGUUUACAUUUGUUUUACAAACCUAGAACAAGACUCGGCUUUCAGACCCACAGAGCAAUGAAAAAUAGGUCUGCGUGAACUUUGAGAGCUAUCCCUCAAUCCUGCUUUUAUAAAUCUCUGAUGAUGGAGACUUCAUGCCCUCCCUGGAAGAUCUGUCCUGCUGCUGCACUACUCUUGCUGAGACAACAUUGUUCCUAAUGUCUGAAGCCUCUUUUUCUGCAUAUGAAACAUGUGAUUUUUGCCCUGUUCACCAUGAACCCAGAGAACUUGUUCCUUUCCUCUUAAUAGCCAGUUUUUUACACACCGGAAGAUUUCUAUAUCUCCCUUCCUCUCAGCCUGCUUAUAGCAUGACCCAGACUAACUGGCACUGGUGGCUCUAACACUAAGUCACUGGUUUAAAUCCAGCUGUGGCUAUUGAAACUCACCUCCUGCCUGGGAAGGGGGAACUGCACCUCAGCAUUUGACACAUGAAGCACUUGUGAGGCUCUGUGCCUCAUAUUCAGCACUGCAUACAUACUUGAAUAGUUACGGCCCUUCUGUCACCCAGGCAAGGGGCAAAGUAGAGACAAGGUGGCUGCGUGGAGGGGAUGCCCGUUAUCAAGUCCUACUCACAACCCCUGAGUUCCUCAUAGGAUGGUGAACAUGUGCUGGACUUGAACAUGCCCUUUUGACCCAUGUAGGAGAAGACAGGGAUCACAGUCUCUAUCCUGCCUCAGCCAAGAACAAGCAGAAUUCACUUGCCCCUUGCCUCCUAAUCUGGGUGUCUGGAGAAGCUGCAUGUAGGUGCGUUCUGGGAUCUUGAUGAACUCCUACUCCAGGUGCCUUCAGCACAUGCACUUCACAGAGCUCUUCUCCUUCCUUCUAUUGCUUUCACACAGAGCAAUUUGCACUCAUUCAGCAUUCAGAUAAACCUUAACAUUUCUAAUGCGUUCGCAAGGAGAUCAGAGAACCAUUCAUUGAUACUGUGAGCAUCAGACCCUCCUUAGCAGGUAUUCCAGCAGAGUCAGAGAUGUCUUGAAUCCCUCUGCCCACCGCUCUUAACAGGCCUGGAUAUACACGCAGAGAGAUCUUGUCUGUAGACCCUAACUUGACCUUCCCAAAGGCAUAAGCAGGAUGGAGUCAUGAACAAGAUUAGCUCUAGUGUUUGGCAUUCUUGCUUUGUGUGUCUAUGGGUGAAAGUGGAAAGCUGGUCCUGCAACAGUCUGGUCAUAUGCAGGCAGUGAUGAGUACUAGGUUUCUUACUCGGUCACUUUUCUGGAAUAAUACAGAUAGAUAUCAUUUGUGGUGGUUCCUCCACACAGUGUUGCUCUGAUCAACUCUGAUUUCCCCUUCCUCUGGUGUCAAGUACUAUAUACCUUUUACACACAUGCCUCUAGGUCAUGGAGACCUUCCUUGGGGAAGCAGGUUCCCUGUACACUCUCCAGGAGCUGAACAGAGAAUCUCGGUGUUUUGUAUUGCCACCUUACUUGCAAAAUAAUACAUUUAGCAUAUUUCCAGACAGCAGCAUGAGCAUCAGACAGAACCACUGAAGUUACGAAGUUCACUAAAGUCAUGGAUUAGUUUUCCUAAAUUUAUUUCUUAGUUAGUUAAAGGGAUCUAAUUUUUG